CUACCUGAGCUCCCUCUUCAGCCGGCUCCCGCAGGGCCGGGGCAGCCAGCCGCAGGCGCCGAGCCCCGGCAGCUGCCUGGCCGGGGCCAAGAACUAGGGGAGUCCCAGCGGGGCACCACAGCCGGCUACUACUAUCUGGAAGGGAGAGAGGCCGAGGCUGGAGCGGCGGGUGGCGGGGCCGGUGGGCUCACGGCGUGGUCACCUGCCCUUUCUGGGCCCGAGGGACUGUACCCCGCGCUGCAACCACGUGGGGGCGCGGCGGGACUUCCCCCGCACCCGCGCCAACUUUGCAGCGGUCGGUACCCGACUGGGUUGCUGAGGAGUCCGGGUGAACUGGUCGUGGAGCCAGGUCUCUUUAAGUUGAGCCUGGCACCGGCCACACACACAACCGGCACGGCUUUCGCCUUCGCGUCCCUCCUCUCCAGGCAUAAAGAAAGUUUGAGGAUCAGGACUUCAGGCGUUUGCCAUACCCCACCCUCAGCUGCUGGGUGCCCAUAGUCCGUCUCUGGGGAUAAAACAGGACUACUGUGAAAGUGUCCGCGUUUGGGGCCCCGCCUGGGGAGCAAGGGCGCGCGAUGAGCGCCGGGGCCGCGCGGUGACAGACCGCUAGCUGCGCUGGAGCGCGGAUUGGACCUAGCCCUGCCGAAGCAUCGGAAGCAGAGUUGGGUACCAGCGCAGGGAACGGAGCCUGCAAGUGCAAAACUUUAUAAUGGCAAAUCAAAGGUCCCAGGAGGCUAGCUCCCUUUUACCACCGGCCUCUCGCUCCAGUCUCGGACCUAUCCUUUAAACCAGAUCCUUAGGCCUGGCCACUUGAUCCAUGGAGCAAAGCCCGUGUAUCGCACCGAUAGGAGCUAAGCUGCAACAGCAGCCCCUAGGUCGGACCUCUCGAGGGCGCUUGGCCAAUCAGAUACCCCCUGAGAUCCUGAACAACCCCCAGCUGCAGACAGCCAUUAAAGUCCUGCCUUCCAACUAUAACUUUGAGAUCCCCAAGACCAUCUGGAGGAUUCAACAAGCCCAGGCCAAAAAAGUGGCCUUACAAAUGCCUGAAGGCCUCCUCCUCUUCGCUUGCACCAUUGUGGAUAUCUUGGAAAGGUUCACAGAGGCCGAAGUGAUGGUGAUGGGCGAUGUCACCUAUGGAGCUUGCUGUGUGGAUGACUUUACUGCAAGAGCCCUGGGAGCUGACUUCUUGGUGCACUAUGGCCACAGCUGCCUUGUUCCAAUGGACACCUCUAUCCAAGACUUCCGGGUACUGUAUGUCUUUGUGGACAUCCGGAUAGACACUAACCACUUCCUGGACUCUAUCCGCCUCACCUUUCCCCCAGCCAGUGCCCUUGCCCUGGUCAGCACCAUUCAGUUUGUAUCAACUUUGCAGUCAGCUGCCCAGGAAUUGAAAGCUGAAUAUCGUAUGACUGUCCCACAGUGCAAACCCCUGUCUCCUGGAGAGAUUUUGGGCUGUACAUCUCCCCGACUGCCAAAGGAAGUGGAAGCCAUUGUGUAUCUUGGAGAUGGUCGCUUCCAUCUGGAGUCUGUCAUGAUUGCCAACCCCAAUGUCCCUGCUUACCGGUAUGACCCAUACAGCAAAGUCCUAUCCAGAGAGCACUACGACCACCAGCGCAUGCAGACCACUCGGCAGGAAGCCAUAGCCACUGCCCGCUCCGCCAAAUCUUGGGGCCUUAUUCUGGGCACUUUGGGCCGCCAAGGCAGUCCUAAGAUCUUGGAGUACUUGGAAUCUCAACUCCAAGCCUUGGGACUUCCUUUUGUGAGGCUGCUGCUGUCUGAGAUAUUCCCCAGCAAGCUCAACCUACUUCCUGAGGUAGAUGUGUGGGUGCAGGUGGCGUGUCCACGCCUCUCCAUUGACUGGGGUACAGCCUUCUCUAAACCACUGCUUACACCCUAUGAGGCAGCCGUGGCCCUCAGGAACAUUUCCUGGCAGCAGCCCUACCCCAUGGACUUCUACGCUGGCAACUCCUUGGGGCUUUGGACGGUGAAUCACCGGCCAGACCUAAACUCCCAAGGCCCCAGCCGCUCAGCUUCCGGGAAGGUGCAGGAGGUGUCCACACUCCCCUCUCCAGCCGCGGAUUGCGAGGGGUGCAGCUGCAGAGACGGGGUGGCGUCUCCUUGAGACGCCCCUGGUUCCCAGGUUCCUGCCCUCCUGAGGAGCAGCCUCGAGGCUGGUGGUUUUCCAAAGAGGAGGCAGACGUUUUCUCCGCACUGGAAGAGCCCACGGUGUGCAGAGGUCUGGAGGAAUCUCUGGAAACGGUGGCACAGGCACUGAGCA
Messenger RNA from Ictidomys tridecemlineatus (thirteen-lined ground squirrel), 2278 nucleotides. Lineage: Eukaryota; Metazoa; Chordata; Mammalia; Rodentia; Sciuridae. The record is from RefSeq and is a predicted model, not a curated record.